Cooperia oncophora is the source of this 645-nucleotide messenger RNA. The record is from the annotation of a GenBank genome assembly. NCBI's taxonomy places the organism in Eukaryota, Metazoa, Nematoda, Chromadorea, Rhabditida, Trichostrongylidae.
CUGCAUCCGAAAACGAAGAGUCAUCGUGGUGACGAACAGCCCAGCCCUCCACUACCUCUUCUGGCGCUCAUCGUUCGAGCUCAUGAUGCUUACAAGACAACUCCAACGCCUGUCAGAUAUGCCACUAUGACGUCCGAACACGUGGUGAACCUUCUUGAAAAGGAAUAUCACGCCAUCCAGCUAUUCGUCUCCAGUAUGCCACACAUCGACGAACUUGCUGAAACUGACAUUCCAAAGCUGCUUUCACGAACUGUGUUCGCUAUAAUGGCUGUUAGGCAUUGUUAUCGUAUGUCUGAGGCAGAAGUGGUGUUCGAAUGUGGUUCACGCAUACCGUUGCCCAGCUUACCAUCUCCGUUCGUCGCCUUCUUCCGACGAGUGGCUGAGAAAGCGCCAGGUUUCAAGACCGUCGUCGACUGGGAGCCACAGUCCUACUGUGCUCUGCAAGCGAUGCAGUUCUUCUCCGGCAACACAGGCGCUGCAAUGAUUGAAUGCUGUCUCGUUCAUCAUAUAAGUCUACCUCCACAUCUCAUACGCACCACUGAGGUCCCGAGGACACCGCUCCGGAGCGCUGACACAGUCCAACCACAACAGCCAUUGCUUCAUCAGAGCACAUCACAUUUUGCGCCUCUUACACACGCCUAUUGA